Molecule: messenger RNA, 1204 nt
Organism: Pseudogymnoascus destructans
Lineage: Eukaryota; Fungi; Ascomycota; Leotiomycetes; Thelebolales; Thelebolaceae
Exons: 2
Coding region: 137-1018 (293 amino acids)
Molecular function (GO): arylformamidase activity
Source: RefSeq, a predicted model, not a curated record
UAUUUCAAUUUAUUUCAUUUUCCGUGUAACGAGAGAUCGGAUAUUUCGGAUAUAGAUAAAAAGAGAGGGGAGAGGGGAUAUUGAAAGGUGCAUUCACGCACGAAGACUAUAUUAUAUAUACGAAUCGUAUAAUACGAUGACGGUAGAGACACCCCUGAAGCAUGUCAGGCACAGCUAUAGAGAUGGAGAGGAGGCUACGGCGCUGAGUACUGUUGAUAUAUGGCUCCCGGAGACAAAUCCAGAUGGAAGCAGUCCUGAGGGAAUUUGGGUGGUUUUCAUCCACGGCGGCGCCUGGCGCGACCCCCUCAUAGACUCCACCAGCUUCCAACCCACCCUCUCCAUCCUCGCCCAAACACCCCCGCAAGCGCAACCGCCAAUCGCAGGCUACGCAUCAAUCAACUACCGGCUCUCACCUUACCCCUCCCAUCCCACCUCACCCAGCACCGGCGGGGACGCCAGCAGAGCUGCACAGCACCCCGAGCACUUGGACGACGUGACGACGGCGUUGUUGUUCCUCGAUGAGAAGUAUGGGAUUGGAGGGAGGUAUCUUCUGGCGGGACAUAGUUGUGGCGCUACCCUCGCUUUCCAGGUCCCGGAGACGGCGGAGGGGGGGGGGAGGCUGCCGGUGCCGUUGGGGAUGCUGGGGUCGGAGGGGAUUUACGACAUCCCCUCCCUAAUCUCGCGGAACGAACAUCCCAUUUACCGCGAAUUCGUCGUAUCAGCAUUCGGUGAGAGGGAGGAGACAUGGAGCGCCGCCUCGCCGUCCAUGGCUCCAGGGUCGAAGCUCUGGGAGAAGACGGGGGUGCUGAUAAUGUCGCACUCGGAGGAGGAUGAGUAUGUUGAGAAAGCGCAGUCCGUAGACAUGCUGGAGAGGAUCAAGGAGGUGAAGAAGGACGGACAGGCGGUCUAUGUUGAGGCGGAGGGGAAGCAUGAUGAGAUGCAUGAGAAAGGGGGGGAGAUGGCUAGGAUUAUUGGGACGGGGUUGGAGAUGGUUUGGGUGGUGGGGUGGGGGGCAUAGUAUCCCCGCGCCGCCCGGUGUGCAUAUAUGCCUCACUCACGCGGUUGGUGCGGGAAUUGCGCGUUUUUGUCGGAUGGGAAUCACCAUCUAGUUCUGUCAUGUCAUGUUGUCCUGUCCUGUCCUGUCGUGUCAUGUGCUGUCCUGUCCUUCCCGUCCUGUCCCGUCCUGUCCUGUCCUGUCCUGUCC